Molecule: messenger RNA, 1664 nt
Organism: Mustela erminea (ermine)
Lineage: Eukaryota; Metazoa; Chordata; Mammalia; Carnivora; Mustelidae
Gene: TMEM45A
Product: transmembrane protein 45A
Exons: 7
Coding region: 412-1239 (275 amino acids)
Source: RefSeq, a predicted model, not a curated record
GGUUCGUGCCCCGCGGGGGAACCAGAUGAAGCACAUCUGGACAGCUGCGCUGGGGAACUGUGCGGCCCCUUCGCGGGCCCGACGUCAGCUGGGCACGUCCCCCACGUUCUCUCCUGCUAGCCACUUAUUAUUAUUCAUAUUCCCAAAGAAGCAACCGAGGAUCCAAGCUUAAACUUUUCUCCUCCGCUGAGACGGGGCCAGAUCCCAUCCAGCACACAGUUUAAUUUUCAUGGGGGCUCUGGGAUCAAAAGAACAGAAACAGCAACAACAAAAGCCCAGCCGCUGUCUGAUUUAAAACUGGCAAAGUGAGAAAAGUAGUGUUGAGUAAACAGACCAAGUUGGCAGGAACCAUUAUAAGUUCUUGGGAGAAGAGAAUUGAGUUGGAUUUGACAUUGAGGAAAGUGUGAAGACAUGGGGAGUUUCAAAGGUCAUGCCCUCCCUGGAACCUUCUUCAUUAUCAUGGGUAUUUGGUGGACCAUCAAGUGCAUUCUGAAGUAUGCCUUCAAAAAGCACAAAAGGACUUCCUACCUCGGCUCCAAAGCAUUAUUCCAUCGAAUAGAAAUUUUUGAGGGAAUUGUAUUAAUUGGCAUGGCCAUCACUGGCAUGCUCGGGGAGCAGUUUAUUCCUGGUGGGCCCCACUUAGCCUUAUAUGACUAUAAAGAGGGCCAGUGGGUCGAACUCUUGAGCUGGCAUCAUUCCACCAUGUAUUUUUUCUUUGGGCUGCUGGGUGUGGCGAACAUCUUGUGUUUUAUCAUCAGUUCACUUCCCACCUCCUUAACCAAGUUAAUGUUGUCGAAUGGCUUAUUUGUGGAGGCUUUUGUCUUGUACAAUCACACUCAUGGCCGGGAAAUGCUGGACAUCUUUGUGCACCAGCUGCUGGUCUUGGCCGUCUUUGUGGCAGGCCUGAUUGCCUUCUUGGAGCUCUUCAUACGGACCAAUAUCACUGUGGAACUUCUUCGGACAAGCUUUAUCCUGCUUCAGGGGAGCUGGUUUUGGCAGAUUGGUUUUGUCCUUUAUCCCCCCAGUGGAGCUCCUGCAUGGGAUGCAAUGGAUCAUGACAACAUCAUGUUUCUCACCAUAUGCUUUUGUUGGCAUUAUGCAUUAAACAUUGUUGUUGUUGGAAUGGUUUAUGCCUUUGUCACUUGGUUGGUUAAAUCUCGACUUCAGAGGUUCUGCCCCUCAGAAGUUGGACUCCUGAAAAAUGCUGAACGAGAACAAGAAUCAGAAGAAGAGAUGUGAUUUUGAUGGGCAUUUUAGUUUUUCUGGAUGAACUUCUCUUUUCUGGAUUAAUUUUGUUCAUGGUUUUGUUUUUUGACCUUUUGCUUGGAGAACAGAUAGCUGAAGGUGAUUCUUGGUAUAUUGUUUGUAUUUCCAAUUUGGUUAAAGUAUUUGAAUUCAAAUAUUUUAUUUUUAGGUUUGUAAGUACUUUGGGUGAUAAAAAUGCAUUUUGCACAUCAGUCAUGGUAUUUGGGGCCUGGAGCGGCUAUUCUCAGAUCAUCUAAAGUUAAAAUCCAUGCUAAGUAAAAUGUUUUAUUUGCAUUAUAGAUAUGCUCAAGGUUCCUGGGCUUACUUCCAUUUGUACAUUUGUAACUCACUAAACAUGAAAUUAUACCUGUUUAUCUUGUUGCUACAAUGAGAAAUAAAUGAAUGCAGGAACCUUGGUA